Molecule: messenger RNA, 5381 nt
Organism: Boeremia exigua
Lineage: Eukaryota; Fungi; Ascomycota; Dothideomycetes; Pleosporales; Didymellaceae
Product: DNA-directed RNA polymerase-like protein I subunit
Exons: 3
Coding region: 83-5239 (1718 amino acids)
Biological process (GO): DNA-templated transcription
Cellular component (GO): RNA polymerase I complex
Molecular function (GO): DNA binding; DNA-directed RNA polymerase activity
Source: RefSeq, a predicted model, not a curated record
CCUCGCCCGAUCGCUGAAGUCGCGCAUUGCUGCACCGGCGCAUGUACAAUAGACGACCGCGGGUUCGCAGGCAGGCGCGACCAUGAACACUACACAACCCGUUUCCUCGGCCAUCGAGGGCGUCGAGUUCGGCUUCCUCUCUGCAAGGGAUGUGAGAGCGCUCUCGGUGAAGCGCAUCACCAACCCGACCACCUUCGACUCGCUGCUGCACCCGGUCUCCGGCGGCCUGCACGAUGCCGCCCUCGGCGCGUUCCUUGACAACCCAUGCUCGACAUGCGGCCUCACCACCAUGCUCGGCUGCCCCGGCCACUGCGGGCACAUCGAGCUGCCCGUGCCUGUAUACCACCUUACAUUCAUGGACCAGCUGCUGCGCCUGCUGCGAGGCAAGUGCGGCUACUGCCACAACCUCAAGCUCGCUCGCGUGCAGAUCAAUGAGUUUGUUUCGCGGUUGCGUCUAAUCCGAUGUGGCCUGGUCAAGGAGGCCAACGAGAUGCACGAGUUCAUCGACGUGAACAAGGGCAAGAAGAAGCAGGAUGUUGCCGAGUCUGAGUCUGACGACGACAACGAAGACAUUGUAGGCCAGCGCAACAACUACGUAAAGAGGUGCUUGAAGCGUGCGGGCAUUUCCAAGCAUGAGGUGCGGUCUGUGAAGGAGAAGAACGACACCAUUGCCGAAGCUAGGCGGCUGGUCUUGAAGGAGUUUUACGCUGCUAUCGUAGCAGGCAAGAAGUGCAGAAACUGCCAGGCCAUCAACCCCACAUACCGCAAAGACAAGAGCAUCAAGAUCUUCCGCAGGAACCUGAGCGGCAAGGAGAAGGCGCAGAUGGCGCAGUCUGAGAAACGUCUCCAGAACCCACUCGAUGUUCUCGCGCGACGAGAUGCAAAGUCAAAGCAACAGACCGUUCACGAUGACGAGGGAUUGGCCGACAUGACCGAGGAGGACUCUGACGAUGGCAUCGAUAUCGACAUGGAUGAUGGGUCGCUCACAGCCACCGAAGCGCACACGGCGAAAAAGACCAGAACUGCCACAGACGCUGCCGAUAGCUCACAGGAGUAUGUUACAGCAGCAGAAGUGAAGGCAGCAAUGAUUUUGCUAUUUGAACAGGAGGCUGAGAUGCUCCGCUUGAUCUACAGCCCGUAUGGUUCAGCCAAUGUCAGCCCUGACAUGUUCUUCAUGGAGGCUAUCAUCGUGCCGCCGAACAGGUACAGGAUGGAAGACAAGACUGGAGACUCAAUUGCCGAAUCGCCCAAGAACAGUCUGUACAAGGGAAUUCUGAGUGCUUGCGACUCCAUGCGCCAGAUCAGUAACGAGAUGAAGGGUCAAGAGAACGAAGCAGGAUACAAGCGCCGCAACUUUGACGAUCUUCAAAACACCUGGGUGAAUCUUCAGGGCGCCGUCAAUGCUGUGAUCGAUCGUGACGCCAACCCAGUGCAAGGCAAGGCUGGUCUCACAAACGCCGACGGUAUCAAGCAGCAUCUUGAGAAAAAGGAGGGUCUUUUCCGCAAGAACAUGAUGGGAAAGCGUGUAAACUUCGCGGCUCGUUCGGUCAUCUCACCCGACCCUAACAUCGAGACAAACGAGAUUGGUGUACCCCCAGUCUUCGCUAAGAAGCUCACCUUCCCUGAGCCCGUGACCAACCACAACUUCUACGAUAUGAAAGAAGCAGUUCUGAACGGUCCCGACAAAUGGCCUGGUGCUAUGGCGAUUGAGAAUGAAUUCGGCCAGGUCGUUACUCUCAAGAAGAAGAAUUACGAAGAGCGAUUGGCGUUGGCUAACCAGCUGCUCGCACCGUCAAGCUCAUUUUCGAACGGCUCCAAGAACAAGAAAGUGCACCGACAUCUGAACAACGGUGACGUUGUCAUCAUGAAUCGUCAACCAACCCUGCACAAGCCGUCGAUGAUGGCGCAUAGAGCGCGCGUUCUACCCGGCGAGAAGACAAUCCGCAUGCACUACGCUAAUUGUAAUACCUACAACGCCGAUUUCGAUGGCGACGAGAUGAACAUGCAUUUCCCACAAAACGAACUUGCACGCGCCGAAGCUAUGACAAUCGCCGACACCGAUCACCAGUAUCUCUCAGCGACAGCAGGAAAGCCGCUGCGUGGUCUCAUUCAAGAUCAUAUUUCCAUGGGUGUUUGGUUGUCGAAUAAGGACACUUUCUUUACGCGCGAGGAGUACCAACAAUUGAUGUACGCGGCCCUACGGCCUGAAGAUGGUCAUACCACGUCUGGGAGACUCGAAACCGUUGAGCCUGCCAUCUAUAAGCCGGUGCCCUUGUGGACCGGUAAGCAGAUUUUCACCUCCGUUCUCAAGAACAUCAAGCCCGCUGAGUACCAGGAUCUGACUCUCGAGUCAAAAUCUUCGACGAACCGCAGUCUCUGGGGCGAAAAUAGCGAGGAGCAACAGGUCAUUGUUAAGGAUGGCCAGCUACUAUGUGGUAUCAUUGACAAGAGCCAAAUCGGUCCUGCCGCAGGCGGUCUUAUCAAUGGCAUCUACGAGGCCUACGGCGAGACAAUCGCUGGCCGCGCUCUCAGUAUCAUUGGUCGCAUGCUUACGAAGCUCCUGCAUAUGCGCGCCUUCUCUUGUGGUGUCGAAGAUCUGAUCUUGACUGCCGAGGGAGACCAGGCACGUCUGGAGAAGCUGAGAGCAGCUGAAAACGUUGGUUUUGAGGUCGCCUCCAAGUAUGUCAGCUUGGACUCGACGAAGAUCAAGUCAUCCAACACUGAGCUGCAAACACGUCUUGAGCGUGUCUUGCGGGACGAUGGCAAGCAGCACGGUCUAGAUCUGCUAUCCAACAGUGCUACAGCGGAGGUCUCAUCUGCAGUCACACAGGCGUGUUUGCCACACAAGCUCAUCAAGUUGUUCCCCAAGAACCAAAUGCAGGCCAUGACAGGCUCUGGUGCAAAGGGAAGUUUGGUCAACGCCAACCAAAUUUCGUGUAAUCUGGGUCAGCAGGUCUUGGAAGGACGUCGUGUCCCUGUCAUGGUCAGUGGAAAGACACUACCAUGCUUCAAGCCGUACGAAACGAGCGUCCGUGCUGGUGGGUACAUUGUCAAUCGCUUUUUGACUGGUGUACGUCCUCAGGAGUACUACUUCCAUAUGAUGGCUGGUCGUGAAGGUCUCAUUGAUACCGCUGUCAAGACAUCGCGUUCCGGUUACCUCCAGCGUUGUAUCAUCAAGGGCAUGGAGGGCCUCAAGGUCGAGUACGAUACCUCGGUACGUGAUUCGGACGGCAGUAUGGUACAGUUCCUGUACGGUGAAGACGGUCUCGACAUCACCAAGCAGAAAUAUCUCAACGACUUCAAGUUUCAGGCACAAAACUUCCUCUCCCUUGCGCAGUCUCUCAACACACAAGAGGCCUUCGGCAAGGUACACAGCCAAGAUGCGGCUGAUCACAACAAGAAGGCUGUCAAGAAGGCAAAGAAGGAUGUCAGCGCGAUAGACCCUGUUACUGCUGUCUUUGCGCCUAGCCGUCAUAGCGGUAGUACUUCUGAAAAGUUCUACCAGGCUAAGAAAGACUAUGUCGACAGCAAUGUAGACAAGCUGCUCAAGAACAAGAAAAAGGAUCCCGAGGGCGAGAUUUUGAAGAAGAGCUUCGAACAAAUGCUCGACCUUAAGUAUCUCCGCUCCCUUGUUGAGCCUGGUGAGGCUGUCGGUGUCGUCGCUGGUCAGUCUAUUGGUGAACCUUCGACGCAAAUGACGCUCAACACCUUCCAUUUGGCUGGUCACUCGGCUAAGAACGUCACGCUUGGUAUUCCACGUCUUCGUGAAAUCGUCAUGACCGCCUCAGCAAAGAUCUCCACACCUGGCAUGACAAUGUACCCCCAUCCCGAGCUUCCCAAAGAACAUCAGGAGAAGUUUGCGAAGAGUAUCACUCGAUUGCCACUCUCCGCUGUUCUCAACGAGGUCACAGUUACCGAGUCAUCUGGCGCUGGUACACAGUUUAGUCAGGCGAGAACAUACAAGAUCCGACUUGAUCUGUAUCCGGCCGAGGAGUACACAAAAGAAUACGCCAUCAAGGUCCGCGAUGUUGUCGAGUCGAUCGAGCAGAAGUUCUGUCCCCGUCUGCAGAAGAUCAUGCGCGCAGACUUGAAGAAGAAGGGGGACAACAAGUCUUUGUCGACCGCGAACGCAUCAGUGCCCCAGGUUGGGCAAUCAAGCCGCGCUAUUGACGAAGUUGUGGCUGAUGAUGAACGUGCUGGUCGCGAGGGGGGGCAAGAUGAUGAUGACAGUGAUGAUGGUGAAGGAGACGGCGAUACCACACAUGCUAAGCAGCGCGGUCGCAGGGAGGACAGUGUUGGUUACGAAGAGCCUGAGGAGGAGGAACAGGCUUUCAACGACACACUCGAUCGUGACGAGGCUACCAGCGACGAAGACGAAGCGUAUAGUAGCGGCGCUAAGCCUUCGCGCGACACAAGCCCUAACCCAGAUGAGGACUCAUCGGACGACGAGCAGCUCCUCGUACCCACAGACGAAGCUUCCGAUAUCCGCAAGGAUCGCAUCAUCAACAAGAACGCCGACAUCUUCGACUUCAAGUUCGAUGACAAGAAGGGUGGAUAUUGUGAGAUCACCUUCGAGUUCCCCCUCACAGUGCCCAAGCUUCUUGUCCUCCACCACGUGGAGACCGCCGCCGAAUUUGCCACCAUUCACGUCAUCCCUGGCAUCAAUUCCGCGAUGGUGUCUAAGGAGGAAGGCAAGGACGCGAAUGGCAAGAAGAUCAAUGUCCCUGCAGUUAUUACCGACGGAUCCAAUCUUCUCGCUAUUCGCGAAUUUCACGACAUUAUUGACGUGAACCGCGUCUUCACAAACGACAUCGUCGCAAUGCUGCAGCUCUACGGUGUCGAGGCUUGCAGAGCGACAAUCGUACGCGAAAUGCACGCUGUCUUCAGCGGUCAUGGUAUCUCCGUCGACCAGCGCCACUUGAACCUCAUCGCCGACACAAUGACCAAGGGCGGUGGCUUCACGCCUUUCAACCGCAAUGGUCUAAAGGGCAAUGUCAGUCCGUUCAUGAAGAUGUCUUUCGAGACCACUGUCGGCUUCCUCAAGGACGCUGUGCUCGAGCGCGACUGGGACGAUCUUAAGAACCCCUCGGCCCGCAUCGUCGUCGGCAAGCUCGGUGGCAUCGGCACAGGCGCAUUCGAUGUCUUCGCUCCCGUGCACGUCAUUGAUCCGCUCAAGGGCGGCGUGUUGCCCGGGAUCGAGGAGAAGGCCGAGGAGGAUAUUGAAAUGGAAGACGCGUAGGAUACCAAGACAGAAGCGAGAUGGUUGGCACGAUUGAUGUAUGUACCGUAUUGGGAGUUUGCAUCCGGGUUAGCAUAGUAGAUGGCGUUCUGGCGCGGUUGGAAGCGCACAGCUGCGCGAAUUGAGUAAAAGUGCUUAACAU